AUGACACUUGAGAUAUGCCCAGAUUUGUCCCACCCUCAAGUUCUGCCAUCACAAAGCGAUGGCGAAGCGCCAAAAUUGCCACCGCUAGGUAAAUGGAACGUCCAAGCAAGCUCCAACGCUACACCUUUGUCAUCGCCUACUCAAAAAUUCCCCACAACUAGCCGCUUCAAGAAAGCUCACGAACCAGUACCGUCACAUUCGAAUUCAGAUCAGUCUACUCCGCAUGUCCAAAACCAACAGAAGGCAAGACUCAACGCCCCAUUUGAUAUAACGCAGAUCGAAACCCGAAAGCUGGAAUGGCCUACGAACUCAGAACCACCACAGAUCCUAAAGACGGACUCCGGAUUACAAUACACAAUUCAAGACGGAUCCGUGCCCUGCUUCAAAAUUCUACGAUCCCAGCUCCCGGAUCCAAUCGCAUUUUAUGAACAAGUGGAGCCAGUAAGUAGUAGAUAUGGGGCAGCUUUACUCGAGAUAAUUGAAGACUCAAAUUUACCGUCUGAAACCAAUAAAUCUGAAGAAGGGUCGUCAUCUGAUGGGGUCACCAACUUGGCUUUGAAUCCGGACCUUUUUUGGUUCAAAGCUCGGAAACAGUCAUUGGGAUCUUUUGAGAUCGAAAGGAAGAAGAAGCUGGAUCUCCAUAGAAAAUUGUAUCACUACCACAACAAAUUUAGAGGUGAAAAGAAAAAUCCAAGCCUCAGCAAAAUCCCUUGUAUAGACAAGAGACCGCUAGAUUUGUACAGACUCCGCCAGUGUGUUCAACUGAGAGGUGGAUUUCAAACAGUUUGUAACAAAAAGCUUUGGGCACAAAUUGGAAGAGAGCUUGGAUACUCUGGCAGAAUCAUGAGCUCUCUAUCAACGUCCCUGCGAUCUGCAUAUUCGAAAGUGCUGGCUGACUUAGACAGAGAAGAUUCAGAAAACGAUGUGGCGGGCACUGUUAUUGAACAAGAUGCGCCUGCCAAGCUACAGAUAAUAUUACCGUCUUCAACUACUGACGAUCCAAGGACUUCCGGCUCGAAAAAGAGAAGUAAACCGGGCCUUCCGGUAAUAUGUGAAAAUCGCAUUAAAAGGCAUCAACCGUCACAACCUAAAGUAUAUGAGGUUGUUGGCUCAAGCAUCGAAUACCCCCGAUUACGGGACGUUUUAAGGUACAAAGGAUUUUUUACCAACUUCGAGAGUCUUACCGAGCGCAAGAGGCACAUCACAAGGCCUUCAACUUCUACUCUGCCAUGUUACAGCUUUUCGCUAUGGAAGAACACGUCAGAAAAUUAUGACAAAUCAGCAUUUGAAUCAAGAGAUUCUCCCCUUUACAACCUGAGGCAAUACUAUGAGAAAGCUCAAGCGCAUUCUAAGCGUACGUUUGAGAUUUGCAACCGAAGGCUGCCCCAAGCUACAUCUACUGAGGAAAUAAUGGACAUAGACAAGUUCGAAAAGCUUUUUUUUCAAUUACUAUCAGACACAGGCUCGUCUUGUGAUGUGGACACUGCUAUAAAUCUUCCUUCUUAUAUGCAUGGUUCAGGUUUUCCAACGUUGUCAUCACUGGCAGAAGGUGUUUCGGAGAGAAUAUCCGAUCCUUGGAACUUGAACAAUAUUUGUCUGUCAGAAAAAUCGGUGCUACGCUACCUUGAUGCAGACUAUGGAAGCCAACUCAACACCAAUUUGGAUAUUGGGAUGCUAUUUUCCGUAAAAGGUUGGUCCACCGAAGACAACUUUUUACCUGGUGUUGACUACCAUCAUGUGGGCUCAUCAAAGUUGUGGUACGUCAUCCCUCCACAAGAGCUAGAAAAGUUCGAGAAACUUAUAAUUGAAUCUAAGAACAGAAAGCCUUCGCCAUCAGUGUCCGGCACAGGUAAUACAGAGGAGAAAGAAUUUGAAGAAUCUGAAUUUUACCAGAGUUUCAUUGAUACUACUCUUGAGAAGAGUGUGUCUAUUCACCCGCGAAGAAUCAACACCCACUCAAUAUGUCGGUCAGAAAUGGAUCAACACAUGGAAUUUGGAUAUUUGGCGGACGAUUUACAAUUUCAUCCAGAAGUGUUAAAGAUGUAUGGCAUCAAAUUCUACAAAGUCAUCCAAAACCCUAAGUCUUACCUUUUUAAAUUUCCUAAGGCCAACACGAUGAGUAUUCAAUCAGGGUUUGGCGUAUCAGAAAAUGCUCGUUUCGCCCCUUCAUCCUGGUUAGACUUGGCGAUCGAUAGUGAGUUAUGGCUUUCGAAAUAUGGGCAUUUACCAGGCAUCUGUUCAUUUCAACUUUUGUUUAACAUUGUUUCCGGAUCUGAUAAUAAACACCUAGUUGCAAAAGCAAGAAGCAUACUUUCCGGGUUGAUUACCGAGGAGUUAAAGGCUAGGAAUGCAUUUGCGCGCAUGCUGGAAGACAAAUUUACAGUAGUGACUAACACCUUUGAUUUUAUCUCUGACUUAAAUCUUGAGCCCACCGGGGCGUCUAAAGUAUUAUUAACUAGUCCCAAAGAUUGCCUCACGCUAUCUCUACACCAGUUUCUGUCCAAUACUCUCGUCAAAGAAGGCCAAUUGAAUGUGUUCGGCUAUGAUGUUGCGAACAAUGGAAUUAGCGUUUCAUUACACUUGUUCUACCCGACUGAAGUUCUGGAAUCAUUAGUACAGGAUGACCAAGCCCAUAGUGACGCCGCUGCUGUCUUUUCCAUAGAUGGAGCUAGCCACAACCGUUGUGCGACAUCAGAUAUUUUGAAAUCUUAUGAAAAAUUAGUUACUGAGGACUGCAAGGGUAGACGAGUCCCGUUUGAGAAGGUUAGCAUGUACAGCGAAGCUCUAUCUGAAAUGUCAUCUCCGAUAACGCACUAUUUGAAGGAAAGUGUCACAGUAUCCCGGACGCUAAAAUCAAAAUGUGUUGAGUUACUCGAAAAGGUGUCUAAAGAUCGACAAGACUACAGAUUUCUCGGUUUUGGCACGGGCUUCCUUAUCAAAGAUUUACCCAUGCCACAAUUUCAGUAUUCAGUUAAUGAGCUGUUAAUUUUGCAACAAGAUUUACGAUGUUUGUCGAUUGACUUUCCUGAAAUGCACAAGGUCUUCGAACUGUGCCGAUUGGCUCAGAAGUUCCAAAUUGAUGCAAAAUUCGCGAUCCAAAAGGGCAACCUUGAGCUGUUGCGUGAUAUUUGGGUAAACGGCAUAAAUCUUGGUGUGAGAUCAAGAUUCCACAAAAUUGUUGCUAAAACUGUCUGCGAGAAAGCUUGGCUAACAAUCUUUGAUCAAGCUAUUGCAGGAAAUGGCAAUACUAGCUCAGAGGACCAUGAAUGCUUUCAUACAAGUGAUCUGCCAUUAUUCCUGAGGUUCGGUUUGCGGAAUGUGCCAGAAAGUGAGCAUCAGGAUAAAUUUCUAGAGGUGCAAAGAAUUAUUCUGCUAUCACAAACGACUAUUACAAAGUUAAAAGGUCUUUUCAAGAAAAAAACCAGUAAAAUACCGAUAGCCAAACUUGGAGAAGUUGUCAAGUCCAUGGAACAGCAUCCUCUUUUGUUUGAUGCAAGGUUAACGGCUGCCUUGAAAGCAAUACUGGAAACUUUUCAAGGAAGCAAACAAAAAAUGGCUUCAGCUUUUGAUAAACUAGAGGUUAAUGAUCAUAUCUUAAGCAAAAUACCAGCUAGGGCCUCGGGCGAGACCCUCUUUGAUAUGCAAUUGACUGAUAAAUUUGAUGGAUCAAUGAGUGAUCAUCGGUUGACUUUACAUGAAAUUCCUAACAAGUCUAUUUUCACCAAGCAUAUAAGAGAUUGUAGAACUUGGUUGCAGUUGCUCAACAAACUAGUACCUAAAAAGCAAUCAUGGGCUAAGAUUUUAACGUCAACAAAUCAGUGCUUCCAAAACAAGAUUGACGUUUGGGAACCGCGCCCUAAUAGUAAUGAUGAAAAGGUUUACUGCUUUUGCCGCCGAGGUGACUUCGGGAGCACGAUGGCUGCAUGUGAGAUAUGUGGUGAAUGGUAUCAUAUGUCGUGCAUUAACAAAGGUAAAUGGACUUUGGGAAACAGUGAGAGCAGCGUUUUCGUUUGUCCCAUCUGCUACUCGUUGGAUAUUCCUAACACUAAUGUCGUUGAUUACUCCGAUCUUCAAGCAUUAGCUAUGGAGUCGUGUAAGCUAAAAAUUAUCCCAGAUCGGCUAAUGUUCAGUCAGUUUUUCGAGGUUUUCAAGAUUGCGACUUUAUUUAGGAAAUGUCUGAGGCAAUCCAUUUUGAAAGAAGAUGGAACUAUGCGCCCCGAGGUAUCGCUUUCACACGUCAAAUUUUAUCUGAGAAAACUUCUGGGGAGCGGAGUCAGACUGAGUCAGGAGGUAGCUACAUUGCGCAGCGCUUGUCGUGAAUCGGAUGCUCAAAAAUUCAAGAGUUUUUCGGAGAAGAAGAUCAAUGUUGUUACAGGAUUCGAGGACCUCGGAAUAAAAGAGGAAACACCGGUGGUUUCAGAGGCCUCAUCUGUUAUUCUCCAGGACCAAAAAGAUACAAUUCAGACGCCGAAACAUGAAGAGUCUUUAACAAAAAUGAUUCACCCGUGA
Molecule: messenger RNA, 4509 nt
Organism: Lachancea nothofagi CBS 11611
Lineage: Eukaryota; Fungi; Ascomycota; Saccharomycetes; Saccharomycetales; Saccharomycetaceae
Source: the annotation of a GenBank genome assembly